Messenger RNA from Uncinocarpus reesii 1704, 234 nucleotides. RefSeq names its product calmodulin. Bases 1 to 234 code for a protein of 77 amino acids. Lineage: Eukaryota; Fungi; Ascomycota; Eurotiomycetes; Onygenales; Onygenaceae. Gene Ontology annotation, biological process: spindle pole body organization. The transcript is spliced from 2 exons. Gene Ontology annotation, molecular function: calcium ion binding; enzyme regulator activity. Gene Ontology annotation, cellular component: central plaque of spindle pole body. The record is from RefSeq and is a predicted model, not a curated record.
AUGGCACGGAAAAUGAAGGAUACAGAUUCCGAAGAGGAGAUCCGGGAAGCAUUCAAGGUGUUUGACCGCGAUAACAACGGGUUUAUCUCCGCCGCAGAAUUGCGCCACGUCAUGACCUCGAUCGGCGAGAAAUUGACGGAUGACGAGGUGGAUGAGAUGAUCCGCGAGGCUGAUCAGGAUGGUGAUGGCAGAAUCGAUUACAACGAAUUUGUUCAACUCAUGAUGCAGAAAUAA